AUGACUACCGCACCACACAUGCCGGCCAAGGCGCACAGCUCCGAGGAUGUGCACCAUCGGCCAAAAGGUAUCCUCAAGAACUCCAACUCUUUCCAAGGCGCCGCCGCUCCGAUGGCACCCAUUUCCCCACCCUCCGUUCCAGCCAUCCCCGAGCCCGAGGAGACCAAGGAAAUCACCAUCCAGAACACCCUACAGAACGCAGGCCGUCGACGAUCCUCAUCCACCACCCGCCGGGGCUCUAACUCGCGCCGACAGUCGUUAGCUAGCGCCUAUGACGAAAAUGAGCCGCGUUUAAAAUGGGACGAAGCAAACCUGUACCUGGCCGAGCAGGAGAAGACGGCGAAGAUGAAGAUCGACGAACCCAAGACUCCUUACGCGCCCCACUACGACCCCAGCGAAGAUGAUGAGCAGAUACGGCUCGACGAGGCACAGGAAAGCUUAAUCGAUGCGCAGGGCAUUGUCGUCGAUGAGCUGGACAAGUCGGCGAAACCCACCCAGCACCGGAAGGGUGUGUCAGAGGAUGAAAUACCUGACCUGGAGCUCGGCGAACCUGAGGAAAACAUGCAGGACAUCCCUAAGGACGACCCUCGUGUCUUCCGUGACCGAAGCAUGAGCACAGACUCGCACAAGAGCGAGAAACAUGUUCAUGUCGGAGUGGAGGAUGUAAAUGGCGCCGAGGCGCCUGAGCAUGACCCGCUCUUGACGACUGAAGAGGCUCGCGCGAAGCACGCUCAUUUCGAGCAGCAGCGUAAGAGGCAUUAUGAGAUGAGGAAUAUCAAGGAGCUACUUGCCCAUCCCGAGGAUUUGGAUGAGGAGAUGGAAGAUACCGACGAGUCGGAGCAUGGUCACCCGCCCUCUAUGCCUCAAAUGCCUGAGCGGUUCCGCAACAACGCACUAUAG
Messenger RNA from Penicillium hordei, 900 nucleotides. RefSeq names its product PP1-complex regulatory subunit GLC8. Gene Ontology annotation, molecular function: protein phosphatase inhibitor activity. Lineage: Eukaryota; Fungi; Ascomycota; Eurotiomycetes; Eurotiales; Aspergillaceae. Bases 1 to 900 code for a protein of 299 amino acids. The record is from RefSeq and is a predicted model, not a curated record. Gene Ontology annotation, biological process: regulation of signal transduction. The transcript is spliced from 3 exons.